Molecule: messenger RNA, 969 nt
Organism: Magnolia sinica
Lineage: Eukaryota; Viridiplantae; Streptophyta; Magnoliopsida; Magnoliales; Magnoliaceae
Product: heavy metal-associated isoprenylated plant protein 30-like
Exons: 3
Coding region: 83-604 (173 amino acids)
Molecular function (GO): metal ion binding
Source: RefSeq, a predicted model, not a curated record
UAAAAGGAAUAUCUUCAAAAACUCAUCUACUUGUCUUCCUCCCACCGCCACCAACUUCUUUUAAAUCCAACCCUCCUUAGCCAUGUCUACAGCACUAGAGAGAACAUUGGACUCUUUCCUUUCUACCAUAGACUACUAUUCCUUUCGCUAUCUAAACCACCACCACCAAAAUCACCACAAAAUGCCCAAAGGCCGCCCUCUUUCUUUGCAGACAGUAGAGCUCAAAGUACGGAUGUGCUGCACCGGCUGUGAAAGGGUGGUAAAAAAUGCCAUAAUGAAACUGAGAGGAAUUGAUUCGGUGGAGGUGAACCUACCGCUAGAGAAGGUGACGGUGACGGGGUACGUGGAUAGAAACAAGGUGCUGAAGGCAGUGAGAAGGAGCGGGAAGAAGGCAGAGUUCUGGCCAAACCCAGAUGUACCCUUGUACUUCACGUCAUCAGCUAACUACUUCAAAGACGAAGAUGACUAUAGGGACAGCUACAACUACUGGAGGCAUGGAUACAACGGGGACAAACAUGGAAAUAUUCCUGUCCCUUAUAGAGGUGAUGAUAAGGUCAGCAACAUGUUCAAUGAUGAUAACGUUAACGCAUGCUCUGUCAUGUGACCUACCUACUACUAUCAUCAUCAUCAUCAUGUAAUGUCGUGUCUUUUCGGUCGCUGCCAUUUUCUCAAUGGUCAUGACUCGUUCUACGCAGACGUGGCAUACAUGUUUAUGUUGAGGGCCCACCGAACUAGUUAAAUGGACGGUUUGGAUUGAAUGAUUGGAGUGAUUUUAGGGCUAAGCGGUGGGCCUUGGGAUUAGGACGGAUUGGAUUGAUGUGGGUGUGUGCCACGUGUACGGUUGAUGAAUCUAUAUCACGUAGAAAAUGGGAGGGAAAGGGUUAGGAAUUUGGUGGAGAUGUACAGGGAGUGAUGUGUUGCAGUUGUGGGGUGUAGUUGUUACUUUCUGUAAAAUCGUGACAUUUGGUA